This is a messenger RNA of Suillus clintonianus, 3601 nucleotides long. RefSeq lists its product as uncharacterized. The coding region runs from base 134 to 3271 and encodes 1045 amino acids. The transcript has 6 exons. The record is from RefSeq and is a predicted model, not a curated record. Lineage: Eukaryota; Fungi; Basidiomycota; Agaricomycetes; Boletales; Suillaceae.
GCCUGCCUUUGAGAGGGACGAAUAUCGUCAUAGGGCUAUCACUUCCCCUUGAUUUCCCAGCUUGAUGUCUUUGAUCUGAACAUUCCCAAACCCUCCACAUCCUUCCGAAAUUCCAGUGGAAACCACUCACCCGAUGAAUCCUUUUUCCUUUGACGAUGAUGAUGAAGAAGGAUGGCAGGAAAUGCCAGUUAUCAAGGAGGAUGACUUCGGAGGCGGUCUUGACGAAGAAGACCAGAAGAAAUACCACUACAUGCCCUCUUCAAAGAAACAGCUGCAAUCUGCAUCGACAGCUGGCAAUGCAACCGGCAACCUCAUCGAUUUUGAUGAGGAGGGUGUCGAAUGGCGUUCCAAGACAGAACAGAAUGAGAACGAGUAUACUAGACUGCGGGUCAACGAAGAAGAUGAGGCGGACGAGGUUCAUCUGCGCACACGAUACCUUUUUGACGAGGACAAGGCCAUGACACCGCUCAGCCAGAUGCAAGCGACCAAGAAUAUGUUGACCGAAGGACAACGCAUUGCCUACGUCGGUGUUUGCGCCCUCACGGCGAAAGAAAUGGUGGAGAAGCUCAAGACGACUAAGAGAAAGGAGCUCAAAGCAUCUGUCCAACAUAUGGAGCUAUGGGCGAUGAAGAUCAUGGGUCGGCUCUAUUACCACAUGGAACUUGAAACUGCAGAGCAGAAGAUGAUAGACAGCCUAGCUGUGCAUGGUGUACAAGCGAUAGAUCUUGUACCAUCACUAAUGACCACCCAUACCGUCGCCAACCCCGAAUACGACCCUGCUGAAGCACGGCGGAAGGCUGAAGCUCAGGAGGUAAAGAAAGAUACGACAAGCAGGCAGAAUUCCAAAGACGGUAAACUUCGACCUUCAAGCCUGGUGUGGGACGGUCGUAGUCCUCCUCAGUCACCGACAUCACCUUCCUCGGCCACUCAGAAGACCUUCCAGACUACGGCCAAAGUUCUUGAGGGUACUUCUGUCGAUUCUACAUCCAUGGGAGUCACUACAACGCUUUCUUCCGCUGAAAAAGACGUUACACUUGAUAUACGGUGGACCGUUCUGUGUGAUCUGUUCCUUAUGCUUAUCGCGGACAGUGUCUACGACGCAAGAUCACGUGUAUUACUGGAGAGCGUGGCUCUCAAACUCGGGCUUGGCUGGUUGGAUGUGGUCAAGUUCGAGGCACGCGUGACAGAGGCGCUUGAAAUCCAAGAAGGCGUCGAGAAGAUGGAGAAUCAGGAUAUUAUUGAGGGAUCGUCAAAGGCUGCGCGAAAGAAGCGGUAUAUGAUGAUGGGUUUAGCCACCCUUGGCGGUGGUCUGGUUAUCGGGCUCUCUGCGGGUCUCCUCGCGCCUGUUAUCGGUGCUGGUCUGGGUGCAGCCUUUACCGCUAUUGGCGUAUCUGGGACAACAGGAUUCCUUGCUGGGGCCGGCGGGGCCGCUGUGAUCACAACUGGUGGAGUUCUGACUGGCUCUGGGAUCGCUGCUCAAGGAAUGGCCCGACGUACACAACAAGUACGAAUAUUCGAUGUGCUACCGCUGCACAACAACAAGCGUGUCAGCUGCAUCCUGACCGUUCCUGGAUUCAUGAAUGGCAAGCUUGAUGAUGUCCGCCUACCUUUCAGCGUCCUGGACCCCAUCGUGGGCGAUGUAUUCAGUGUACUUUGGGAGCCUGAGAUGAUUCAAGAAACUGGUAGUGCGCUAAAAAUUCUGACCGGGGAAAUUCUAUCACAAACAGUCCAAACUGUACUUCAGCACACGGUGAUGACUGCGCUCAUGAGCGGACUUCAGUGGCCAAUCAUUCUCACAAAGCUUGGUUACCUGAUUGAUAAUCCUUGGAAUAAUGCGCUCGACCGUGCCCGAGCAGCUGGCAGUGUUCUUGCGCAGCUCCUUAUUCAUCGUCAUCUUGGUGUUCGACCUAUCACACUCAUCGGUUUCUCUCUUGGCGCACGUGUCAUUUUCUACGCCCUCCUCGAUCUCGCCAAGGCGAAAGCUUUCGGCAUUGUACAAGACGUUUUCCUCCUCGGAGCCACAUUAACAGCAUCGACCAGCACAUGGUGCAAUGCCCGCAGUGUCGUUUCGGGGCGCUUUGUUAACGCAUUCGCAAGACAUGACUGGGUCCUGAACUACCUCUUUCGUGCAACCAGUGGUGGUCUGAAUACGGUUGCGGGCUUGCGACCGAUCGAGAAUGUGCCAGGAUUAGAGAACGUCGAUGUUACGGAUAAGAUUUCGGGGCAUAUGAGCUAUCGCGCGUUCAUGCCACUCAUAUUAGACCAGCUUGGCUUCCCUGUUUCGUGUGAUUACUUCGAUGAGCCCGUCGAACCUGAUUUCAACGAAGAGAGGGUUGUUGUGAAAGAAGGGGACAAUACGCAGAAAAAGAAGUGGUUUUCCAGAAAGAAGAAAUCGUCAGUGUCACCAGCUCCAGUAUCGAGGCCACCUUCAACAGCUUCUUUUGCUUCAUCGAGACGGAAACCCUCUUUCCUAGGGAAAGUAACAGAUGAUGAUGAUGAACCCCCUCGCGAGUCAACGGAGAGUUCGCCACCUCAGAGUACCAACCCUCAACCUUCCGAUGGCCAAUCACCAAGUUCUUCCACUGACAUCACCGUUCAUGCAGGAUUCGAUCUAAAAGCCAUCAAGGAUAUGAUAGGAGAAUCGGAGAAGAAUCCCGAAGAAAUGCAGGUUCCUCUGAAUCAACCUUCCCGAAAUCACGCAUCCCCAGUUGUAUCACAAUCAGAAUUAGCUCCACCCGCCUACACAAGUGCACCCACACACGUCGCCAACCCUUCGGGUUUAUCUGUGGCUGACUUUAACUCAAACGCUGGCUUGAGCGCUACAUUCGCCACCUCGCUGUCGCUCCACCAUGUGCCUGAUACCGGCGAUGACGUCGAUGGCGACCAGGGCAUGCCCCCAGUGGCAAAUGAUAUUGGUUCCUCAGAUUACCUGAGCUAUCCUUCUUCAGCCACCUCUCCCUAUACCUCUAUUCCUCAGAUAUCCUUUGGUGGAAGUGAGGAAUCGAAAUGGGCUCCUUCUCUACAAGAGAGCAGAACUUCUCCAUUUGGAAAUCCAUUUGCGGCUAGCACGGUCUCGUUUGAAAACUCAAGUAGAUCGACGAAUGACCUACAUAGUGCAUUCUCUCCGGCGUCUGGUCCCUCAGCGUCGCUUUCAUUUGGCGGAACAGACGGGACGAUAACUUUGCAAGGUAGGGGGCGAGAUCCGUGGAGCAUUCCUGUGGGGGAUCCGAAGAAGCCUCCCAAUUAUCUUGCCAAUCCUUGGUCAACUUGAGAGUGUUGGCGCAAGGUGUUGGUUAUGGUGGGACCCAUACAUGCCCACCGGCAUGCCAAUCUCUGGGACUUUAUGCAUAUACUCUGACGCAGUAGCAUGAUUCGGAUCAUCUCGAGGUUUUGCACAUAUGUAGAAACGACAUCACACUUCACUUUACGUGACUUAGCUAUAUCUGACUAGUAUAUUAUACCAAACACAUUCGUACCGGCUCUCCGACUUUCCGGUUGAAUCGCUGAUCAGAAUGACCAGUUCAGGCUGAAUGCAAUUGAAUGCACAGGAUGGCAGUAGCACAAUAACCAGUUGGAGUCGAGUUGGUUGUUUGGUAAACAA